This is a messenger RNA of Heterocephalus glaber (naked mole-rat), 1820 nucleotides long. RefSeq names its product yippee like 4 (gene Ypel4). NCBI's taxonomy places the organism in Eukaryota, Metazoa, Chordata, Mammalia, Rodentia, Bathyergidae. The record is from RefSeq and is a predicted model, not a curated record.
CGGCUGCGGAGCCCGGCUGGUCCGCGUCUCGCUGCUGAGGCAGAAGCGCAGGGGCGUCAUCCGCUAGGACCUGCGUGGUCUGCUCGCUUAGCCCCAAGACAGCAAGUGGGAGAAAUUAGCAAAACUCCAUUUGGGCAUGAAGAGACCAAGGGGUAGGAAAAGUGGAGGAAAACAAGCCAUGCCAGGCCGACAGGCUCUGCCUGACACCGUGCUUGGUAGGCAGGAGGCAUUCAGAAAGUGUCCUUUUGCAAAGGAGUAACAGACCGGUAUUUCUUCUGGCUCUUAGUCACAAGCCGGACUUGGUGCACGCCUGUAAUACCAGGACUCAGGAGGCUGAGGCAGGAGGAUCGCGGCGAUCUUGAGGCCAGCCUGGGCUACCCAGUGAGUUCCAGGCCCGCCUGGACUACAUACGAGAGCCUGUCUCAAAACAACAGAAGAGUCACACCUCCUUCCCGCUGAGCUGGGCAUUUUGUUGGAAUCUUUUUCUCCAUAGAUCCCUGGCUGUUGUACAAGGUAACUUCGUUUCUCCCCGCUUCUCGUCUGGGGGGCCCUGGCCGGGCAGCCCCCCACAUCUUUCCCGCCCUGAAACACGGCUCUAGCCAACCUGCUUCGCUGCUUCACCUGCGACCGGCUCUGCGGGGGCUGCACCGCGCCAGCCCCCCCAGCCCGCCAGGGCAUCGUCCUGCAGCCCGUCAUGCCCAGCUGUGACCCCGGCCCGGCCCCCGCCUGCCUGCCCACCAAGACCUUCCGCAGCUACCUGCCGCGCUGCCACCGAACCUACAGCUGCGUCCACUGUCGCGCCCACCUGGCCAAGCACGAUGAGCUCAUCUCCAAGUCCUUCCAAGGGAGCCACGGCCGGGCCUACCUGUUUAACUCCGUGGUCAACGUGGGCUGCGGGCCAGCCGAACAGCGCCUGCUGCUCACCGGGCUGCACUCAGUAGCUGACAUUUUCUGCGAGAGCUGCAAGACCACGCUGGGCUGGAAAUAUGAGCAGGCUUUCGAGACCAGCCAGAAGUACAAGGAGGGGAAGUACAUCAUCGAGAUGUCACACAUGGUGAAGGACAACGGCUGGGACUAGGCCAGGCGGGCCGGCCCUGCAUGCCCACCCUCCCACCUGCCCCAUGGCCAGACCAGCAUGUGUACUGCCCACCCUGGGGACCCGGCGCCCCACCGCCUCCCUGCCCCCAACUCCCCCACCAGGCCCCCUGCGGCAGGGUCAGGGGGACCCCAGGGGUGUCCAAGGCUCAGGGGUGGCAGCAGCAGUCAGGGGGAUGCAGCACCGGAGAGGGGGCCUGUGUGUCCCCGAAGGCAGACGGCAGGGCCAGGACUCAGGCAGAGGACCAGGGAGGAGCCAGGCCCCGACCCGCCUCAUUUUGAGGACAAAGCAAGGUCUUGGGCCAGGCAGAGCCUCAGCCACAGGAGAGCAGAGAAGAGGCUGGGCGGCUCGGAGAAAGUCCUGGCCUCCAUGCCAGACUGAGGUGGGGAGGGACUCGGGGGAGGGAACCCCAAGUCCAGGUCCCAGCAGCGACCACAGGGCAUGUCCCCCCACUGUUUACCUUGACACGGAACAGGUACUGCGCACGUGGUGGGGUGUGGGGGACCCUCAGCCACACAGCCCCACCCAGCGGGCUGGGCCCAGAGGGAGCAGGCGUCGAGGGCUGUCCAGGGCCCGCCACUGCUCCCUGGGACCUGGUCCCAGGAGGGCAGGUGCGUUGUCAGGGCCACGGGUGUCCCGUGGCUGCCACCAGCGAACGAAACUUUUGUAUGAUACAUAAAGUGUUUGGGUCUAUUUUUAAUAAAAAGAGGAAAAGCCACCGUGA